AUGAAAGUUACGAAUGAAACAAACCCGAGAAGAGAAAUUGAAGAUCAAGAAGAAUUGAAUGAAGAGGAGAAAGAGGAAGAUAAUGAAAACAUGAAUGCAAAUGAAGGUGGAUUGGUUUAUGAUGAUUAUUAUGAAGAAGGUGAAGACUUAACA
Molecule: messenger RNA, 153 nt
Organism: Racocetra fulgida
Lineage: Eukaryota; Fungi; Glomeromycota; Glomeromycetes; Diversisporales; Gigasporaceae
Source: the annotation of a GenBank genome assembly